Lactuca sativa (garden lettuce) is the source of this 1159-nucleotide messenger RNA. RefSeq names its product aldehyde dehydrogenase 10A9 (gene ALDH10A9). The record is from RefSeq and is a predicted model, not a curated record. Gene Ontology annotation, molecular function: oxidoreductase activity. NCBI's taxonomy places the organism in Eukaryota, Viridiplantae, Streptophyta, Magnoliopsida, Asterales, Asteraceae.
GCGAGAGGCACGGGGUUCGAUUCCCCGCACCUCCAUACAUUUUUUUUGUCUACUAUGGACCUGCAUCGGAACACAGUCGAUUUUUACACUCUGCCUGCUCGUUUCUGAGACCUUCUUCGCAUCCGUCGUUGUGUUUUAUUCCGCCGUUAACUACUGUCGUUCAACCACAGCUCAGUCGUCGAACUCUCCGACACACUUUAAUCGAUCAGCCGUAUAUCUGGCAUGUCGAUCCUAAUACCAUCACGUCAGUUAUUCAUCGAUGGCGAGUGGAGAGAACCUGUUAGGUAGAACCGCAUGCCCGUCAUCAAUCCAGCCACCGAGCAGAUCAUUGGGGAUAUUCCAGCUGCUACAGAAGAAGAUGUUAACGUUGCUGUGGAUGCUGCUCACAAAGCUCUUAAACGUAAUGGAGGGAAAGAGUGGGCAUCAGCAUCAGGAGCUCAUCGUGCCAAGUAUUUGCGUGCUAUUGCUUCAAAGAUAGUGGAGAAGAAAUCUGAAUUGGCAAAACUUGAAGCUAUCGAUUGUGGCAAACCACUUGAAGAAGCAGCUUGGGAUAUGAAUGAUGUUGCUGGAUGCUUUGAGUACAAUGCUGAUCUUGCUGAAGAGUUGGAUAGAAAUCAAAAUGCAUCUGUUAGUCUUCCAAUGGAUACAUUUAAGUGUCAUCUUAUCAGAGAACCUAUUGGUGUUGUUGGAUUGAUUACUCCAUGGAAUUACCCUUUGCUGAUGGCCACCUGGAAAGUUGCUCCUGCCAUGGCAGCUGGAUGUGCUGCCAUUCUCAAACCAUCAGAAUUAGCAUCUCUCCUGUUACACUUGAACUAGGUGGGAAAAGUCCAAUAGUGGUGUUUGAUGAUGUGGACAUUGAUAAAGCUGUUGAGUGGCCGCUGUUUGGUUGCUUCUGGACAAAUGGUCAAAUAUGCAGUGCAACAUCUCGGCUUCUAGUACAUGAAAGUAUUAGUGAGGAGUUUUUAGAGAAGCUUGUUAAGUGGGCUAAAAACAUAAAAGAUUUGUUUUUGGUUCGGUUGAUGGAAUUUUGUAACCUCUUUUUUUAUCACAUGUGAAUGAUAUUGAUAUGAUAACUACUUCUUGCAUUAUUGCAUGUGAAUAUGUGAUCUUCCUUGGUGUUUUACCCAUAAUAUUACUAUGUGUUGUGUUGGUUUCUUUA